UACGACGGAGACUGCCAGGGCGUCUCGCUUUGCGGCCUGGGCGCCACAGCUGCCUCACUCCCAUUGUCUCCUUAGUGGUUUCCGCUUUUUCUUUUCCCUACUUCCGUUUUACGACGGAGGUUGGGACGGCGUCUCGCUUUGCGGCCCUGCUGGGAAACCAGGUGGAGGAGGAGGCGGAAGCGUAGAGUUCCUGCCGUUAGAAGGGGCCUUUGAUGUGGAGGAGAGCCUCCCUGAGAGGAUGAGGGCGGGAGGCUCCUCUGCUGCCGGCCUCGGUCCUCCUCCUCCUCCUCCUCGGUGACCCCAGCAGCAUGAGUGCGGGCUCUGAGUGCGAAACACCCCGGAAAAGACUUCGCCCGGGUCCCUUCCUGCCUCCUUCUCCCACCAAGAGCACCACAGGCAGAGACGCAGAGGAGGCAGGAGAAGAAGGAGCAGGAGGAGAGCCGCCUCCCGCGAAGAGGAGAGACGCCCCGCCGACGGAGCAGAGGCACCAGCAGCCCAAGCCUCCUCCAACUCCUCUCCCUCGCCGCCCCUUCCAGGAGCAAGAGCCCAGAGGCCGCGGCCGAGGCAGCCCUGCAGCCACGGUGGGGAACAAAGUUUACAAACAAAGGAGGAUUACCUCUUGGAUGGAAAAUAAAGGACCCAAAACGAUGGAGUCAAAAAGCUUGCAAAGUAAAACUAGCUGCAUGGAAGCAGAUCUCAAAAUGACAUUUGUUAAGAAAGACAAUGUUUUUGAACACGAGGUGAAAAAGAAUGAAGAUGUUGAGCAGGGCUGUUCAGGAUUAUCUGCCUUGCCUCAGACUGGUGCCCUUCAUAAAUGGGAAGCUGAGGGCACUCAUAGAGAUCAUCCUUCAGAAGCAGAACAUAUGAAAAGCACCCAGGAUGGAGGCCAGUUGAAAAAUGCAAACAUGAACCAAAUGCACAAAACUGAUGGUCAAGCUCAUCAUGCUUGCAACGAAAAUCAGGAAAAGUACUCUCAUAGGAAGCUUUCAUCAGGUAGUCCUGUGAAGGUGACAGAUAUGAAACCGCCUUCAAAAGGGUGCAAUACAGAAAAGCAAGUGACUUUGCAAAAUCCACAGUCAUUUAAGAACUGCAACUCAGAGCAUGUGUCCUGUAUAAAUGUUGAACCAGGUGAGGUAGAUGUGGUUCCUGAGAGCCCGCUUUCAGAUGCAGGCUAUGAUGCAUGUUCAUCUGAUUUGUAUGUUUCUCAGAACAGAAAUCAAGCAUUCUUAGGACAGUCUCCUUCUUUUGAUAAAGAGAGUGAACCUGAGUCACCAAUGGAUGUAGAUAAUUCCAAAAACAGUUGUCAGGGCUCAGAGGCUGAUGAAGAAAGCAGUCCACUUCUUGAGGACCAAGACGAUAUUGAUGUGUCAAAAACACCUAGCAAAUCUUCACGAUUUCAAAGAGCAGAUGCUGACUUGGAUUCUAGAAAGUCACACUUUGCUUCCCAAAGAGGUGAAGGUGCUCGAUUUAGCCUCCACUUGGAAGGGACUGAUCAUCCCCUGAAACAGGAAGAAACACACACUGAGUCAUCUGGGGUUCCUCCUGUUGUGUCAUUAGAAUGCAAAGGUGCCAAACAUUGUGGGAAGAAGGAGUCUAAAAUUACUGCCCAUUUCAUCAGGGUUCCAAGGGCAGAGGAGAAAAGGAAUGAACAAAGUGAAUUAAAGCCCAAUCGACCGGGAAGGAAGAUCCCUAAGUACACACUUCCUCCACUUCCAACUAAUAAAAAAUGGUUUGGGACACCUAUUGAAGAGAUGAGAAGAAUGCCAAUGUGUGGGACUCGUCUUCCUCAUUUGAGGCCCUCUGCCAAUCAUACAGUAACAAUCCGAGUAGAUCUUCUGAAGGAAGGAGAAGUGCCUAAACCUUUCCCAACUCAUUAUAAAGAUACAUGGGACAAUAAACAUGUCAAAAUGCCUUGUUCAGAACAAAAUUUAUACCCUAUAGAAGAUGAGAAUGGUGACAGGACUGCUGGGAGCCGAUGGGAAUUAAUCCAGACUUCUUUGCUUAAGAAAUUCACCAGUUCCCGUGAUUUGAAGGAGGCUGUUCUCAGAUACAAUGUUGCAUAUGCCAAGAAAUGGGACUUCACAGCCCUUACUGACUUCUGCGAUAAGGUGCUUGAGGAUGCAGAGGCUCAGCAUCUGUUUCAGUCCAUUUUGCCUGAUAUGGUGAAGCUUGCACUCUGUCUGCCUAGCAUCUGCACUCAGCCAAUACCUCUACUAAAACAAAAAAUGAACCACUCCAUCACAAUGUCACAGGAACAGACUGCUAGUUUGCUAGCAAAUGCCUUCUUCUGCACUUUUCCGCGGCGAAAUGCCAAGAUGAAAUCAGAAUAUUCAAGCUAUCCAGAUAUUAACUUCAACAGGUUGUUUGAAGGACGUUCACCUAGGAAGCCUGAAAAACUGAAAACCCUUUUCUGCUACUUCAGAAAAGUCACAGAAAAAAAACCCACCGGACUGGUGACAUUUACAAGGCAGUGUCUACAGGAAUUUCCUGAUUGGGAAAGAUCUCAGAAAAAAAUGUCAAGGUUGCAUGUCACAUACGAAGGUACUAUUGAGAACAAUGGGCAUGGGAUGUUACAGGUUGAUUUUGCUAAUCGCUUUGUUGGAGGUGGUGUCACUGGUGCAGGACUGGUACAAGAAGAAAUUCGCUUCUUAAUCAACCCAGAACUGAUUGUAUCUCGUCUCAUUACUGAAGUGCUGGAUCAUAAUGAGUGUCUAAUAAUCACAGGUGCAGAGCAAUACAGUGAAUAUACUGGCUAUGCAGAAACGUAUCGGUGGGCCAGGAGCCAUGAAGAUGAAACACCCAGGGAUGAAUGGCAGAGGCGUUGCACUGAAAUUGUGGCUAUAGAUGCAUUUCAUUUCAGACGUUUCCUUGAUCAGUUUGCUCCUGAGAAAAUUAGAAGAGAGCUCAACAAGGCUUAUUGUGGUUUCGCUCGACCUGGUGUCCCAUCACAUCACCUUUCAGCAAUAGCUACAGGAAACUGGGGAUGUGGUGCCUUUGGAGGUGAUUCAAGAUUAAAAGCCUUAAUACAAAUCAUGGCAGCUGCAGAAGCUGGACGAGAUGUUGUUUAUUUUACCUUUGGAGAUGCUGAACUCAUGAGAGACAUUUACAGCAUGCACACUUUCCUAAUCGAGAAAGAACAAACUGUUGGGGACAUUUACAAACUACUACUAAGAUAUUACAAUGAAGAAUGCAGAUGUUGCUCUACUCCAAGACCAGAAACCAGACUCUAUCCUUUCAUAUACAGUACAGUAGAAUCAUAUGUAGACUCCACCGAUGAUGAUAGAGGAUUAUGUUUUGAUGACUAGAAUGAUAAUGUGCAGAGUAAAUAUUCUAUUCCUUCUCCAUGUAGCAUAUCUAUGGAUGUAACAUAUGAUCUAGCUUAAUUUAAUAUCUAUCUAUGUAUAUAUAAAAAUUGCAAUUGUUUUAUGUUAUCUGCCAACCUUAAAAAGGUUUUCUUUCCAGUGUACAAUGUAACUGAAAACCUGUUUCAGAAUAAAAUAUUUGGUGAACAUAUAUUCCCAACCGCACUCCAGAUUCAGGGUUGAUCACACUUUGACCUGUGUUCUUUAUGGACUUAUUUUAAAAUAGCAGAUUUAUACAUACCAGGUUUUCUUUCAAGUUUUAUAAAAGUGAUCAUAUGGAAGAAGGGAGAUUGAGAGAGAGAUUUCAUUUAUAGGCCACUGCAUCAAGGCCCUCAUGGCAUUUAUGAGGCUGAUGUGUGGCAGGGGUGAGGGAAAGUCUGUUAAUUAACAGUUGUAUUGGGUAUGCAAUUCUUUCUCCUCUUAAGGUUGCUGUGUGCCUCUUUAGACUUUUACAGUUUUACAUUUCCAAACUACACACCCCACCACACACAUAACAUAAAAUUGACAACGAAGCCUUAGAAAUAGUGAGAAGAGAAUCUAGCGCAAGUCUUUUUUUAUGUGGUCACAGUAGAAAGCAUGAACAGCAAAAGGAAGGUGUAUGGUAAAUCUGGGCUACAGAAAGGGCCAAAAUCAAAAGUAAGAGUAGCUUUUUUAUAUUAUGUCUUACAUUUUAAAUCAUAUAGCAAGUAACAUAUAUUUAUGAAACGGUUAAACAGCUUUUUAAAAAGAUUUUAAAACUCUACAGGGUUCUGUCCAGUUCGAUGAUAUUACUGGGAUACAGCUGGAGAUAUAUAUCUAUCUAUAUGUUAUUUCAUGUUCAAUGAAACCUAGCAUAUUAUACCUGGGUUUCAUUAAUGUAAAGUCCAUAUAAAGCAUGCUUUGUUAAGUAUGGACAGUGUCAGGAAAGCUAGGAUAUGAUCAGUUCUCGAGACUUAGGGCCCAAUCAAGGGAAAACUUCACCCCUGAAACAAGUGGGAAUUGUGGAAGCUACAGUCACGUUUUCUCACAGCACCCUCUUGUUUAGAAGGACAUCAGAAAAGAAGGUACUAAAUUAUUUCCUUUGUGGGAAGGUGCGUAGAGAAAAUGAGGCAAAUGGAAAUAGAUGCUAUUUGUUGCUUGCCAUGGAGAUGUAACACAAACUUUACUGUAACCAGUUCCAGAGUGGUCAGAAGAAAAGAUUCAAGCAGGAAACUGUGCUGCUUAAUGCUGAACGCAGCAAGCUGUUGUAUGGACUUCUCCCGCUUUAAAACAAAGUAGCUUAGGGUGAAUAGGUUAAUAAGGGCUGUAUGGUUUCAGCAGCUGCCUAAUGAAAGAGAAAAACUAAACUGUCCAAGAUGCUGUACCAAAGCCAAAAGGGAUAAUUCCAGAUCAAUUCAAUAUUUCCCCUUUGUCAUAAUUUAUUUUGCAACUUCUCAGUAUCUUCUUUCUCAGCUGUGUAAUGUGCUCUCUCUUUUUAGUGAGAGAGAACUUCCUGGUGCUGCAGUCUGAAAACUGAAAGAACUGAUGGGCCAGUUAGCCAUUACAUGGGGAAGUGCCAUUGCAGUGACUGAUAUAGUAGACUGCUGUUCUGUCCUGACCAAUCUCUGUCUUAAAAUUCCUCAGUGACAAAACAUGCAGUUAGAGUCAGCUAUGACUUUAUAAUAAUAAUAAUUUAUAAAAAGUUGAAGUAUUCUUUAAACUUACAGGUUGUGCAUCUGUUGUAUUUUUAGACUGGGACAGUGAAGAAACACUAUGAUUGUGUGUACAUUAUUAUUUUUAUUUUUUGUAAUAGAAAAAUAAAUAAAACCAAUGAACAUUUUUCUCCA
Molecule: messenger RNA, 5167 nt
Organism: Sceloporus undulatus (fence lizard)
Lineage: Eukaryota; Metazoa; Chordata; Lepidosauria; Squamata; Phrynosomatidae
Gene: PARG
Product: poly(ADP-ribose) glycohydrolase
Exons: 18
Coding region: 309-3305 (998 amino acids)
Biological process (GO): nucleotide-sugar metabolic process; ATP generation from poly-ADP-D-ribose; carbohydrate metabolic process
Cellular component (GO): cytoplasm; nucleus
Molecular function (GO): poly(ADP-ribose) glycohydrolase activity
Source: RefSeq, a predicted model, not a curated record